Molecule: messenger RNA, 5238 nt
Organism: Ctenopharyngodon idella (grass carp)
Lineage: Eukaryota; Metazoa; Chordata; Actinopteri; Cypriniformes; Xenocyprididae
Product: gastrula zinc finger protein XlCGF52.1-like
Exons: 3
Coding region: 157-1410 (417 amino acids)
Biological process (GO): regulation of transcription by RNA polymerase II
Molecular function (GO): DNA-binding transcription factor activity, RNA polymerase II-specific; RNA polymerase II cis-regulatory region sequence-specific DNA binding
Source: RefSeq, a predicted model, not a curated record
CUGUGGGCGUCAGUAUCACACAGUGAUCACAGUUCACACCUGCAGUGAAGCUCCUCCCACAACAAUUCACCAAUAAAUACUGGGAAUAUUCACAUCAUCCUACAAGAGAAGGACAAACUCCAGGUGUAGCAGCUGAAAUCUGUGUGACUGUUAAAGAUGGAGUUUAUUAAAGAGGAGAUUGAAGACAUGAGUGAUCCAGAACCAUCCAGAAUAAAACAUGAAGAUACUGAGGAACAAAUAGAUCAGAUGGAAGUGAAGGAGCAAAGACAGAAACUAAAUGAAGUAAAGAAACACUGUGACUUCAAAACUCGAGGAACAAAAGCCAAAAAGCUGCACACCUGCUCACAGUGUGGAAAGAGUUUCCAAUAUAAAGGAACCCUUAACAAACACAUGAGAAUUCACACUGGAGAGAAACCGUAUACAUGCAAUCAGUGUGGAAAAAGUUUCAGACAAAAAGAAAACCUCAAGUCACAUAUUAGAAUUCACUCUGGAGAAAAACCGUAUACAUGCACUCAGUGUGGAAAGAAUUUUUCUCAAGCAUCAGGUCUCAGUUAUCACCUGGAAGUUCAUUCAGAUAAGAAGCCUUAUGUGUGUUCUCUCUGUGGAAAGAGUUUUUCAAGGCUGGGUAUGUUUAAACUCCAUCAGAAAACACAUAAUGAAGUGAAAGAUCAUGUGUGCUUUUACUGUGGGAAGAGCUUUACUAAACCUUGUCAUCUAAAACAGCACCAAAUAAUUCAUACUGGAGAAAGACCUUACAAGUGCUCAUCUUGUGACAAGACAUUCAGUUGGUUGAGAUUACUGAAAUCACAUGAGCGACUUCAUACUGGAGAGAAGCCGUACCACUGUACUCAGUGUGAGAAGAGUUUCAGAGAUGCAGCAUGUUUGAGAAAUCAUCUGCUCCAUCACUCUGGAGAAAAACCAUUUAACUGUGAUCAGUGUGGUAAAGAUUUUAUUUCAUCAUCAGAUCUAAAACGACACUUGAAAGUUCAUUCAAUUCAUGUGUGUUCUCUCUGUGGAAAGAGUUUUUCACGGCUGAGUACUUUUAAACAGCACCAGAAAUCACAUGAUGAAGUAAGAGAUCAUGUGUUUUGUGACUGUGGGAAGAGCUUUACUACAUCUACUCUUCUGAAACGGCACCAAAGAAUUCAUACUGGAGAAAAACCUUACAAGUGCUCAUAUUGUAACAAGAGUUUCGCUCAGUCUGGACACCUGAAAAAACAUGAGCGAAUUCAUACUGGAGAAAAACCUUACAAGUGCUUACAUUGUAACAAGGGUUUCACUCAGUCUGGACACCUGAAAAAACAUGAGCGAGUUCAUACUGGAGAAAAACCUUAUAAGUGCUCACAUUGUAACAAGAGUUUUGCUCAGUCUACACACCAGAAAACACAUGAGCGAGUUCAUACUGGAUAGAAGCCGUACCACUGUACUCAAUGUGAGAAGAGUUUUGAACAUUUACGAAGCCUUCAUGAUCAUAUAAAAAAAUGUUGCAAGUGAGCAACUUUUUUUUUUUCAUGUCAAAUAGUAAAUACUGUGAGAUAAAAUAUGGAGUUUUUACACUAAAUUGUCUUCUGAUAGUUAUGAGAAAUUAAAUAGAAAUACCAUCUUUGUAUUGAUUGAUCUAUUUAAUGAACACAGACAAUGAGUUUAGUUUUAAAACACAUUAAUGAUUUUUUUUUUUUUUUAUCAUUCUAUUUUAAUACUGUGAUAAAUACGGAAGAGGAUUAGGGCCAAGCAAUAAUAAAAAAAAUUAAACUGUAAAAUGUAAAAUUAAGCGAGAUUAAACUCGUUAAAUUUAGAGAAAAAAGUCUAAAUAAAACGUAGAGAAUAAACUCAUUAAAUUUUGAGAAUAAAGUUGCUAUGUCUCGAGAAAAAAAUCGUUAAAUUUCGAGAAAAAAGUCGCAAUGUCGAGAAUAAACUCAUUAAAUUUUGAGAAAAGUCGUUAUGUUUCGAGAAAAAAGUCAAUAAUAAAAUGUCGAGAAUAACCUCAUUACAUUUUUGAGAAUAAAGUUGUUAUGUUUUGAGGAAAAAACUCGAGAAAAAAAGGUGAAAUGUUGAGAAUAAACUCAUUAAUUUUUAAGAAUAUAGUUAUGUUUUGAGAAAAAAGUCGAUAAUAAAAUGUCGAGAAUAAACACGCAUUCGAACAGUGUCUUGUUCAUUGCAUACUGACAGAAGACAUGACAGAGUUGGACGCUUUGUGCCAUGCGACGAAACAAUAACAUGAAAUCAAUAAGAAGAUCCUGAUCACAGAAACUAAUAGCAGGGUUAGGUAAGAAUCUAAACGUAUUUUAGUUUUUCUCGAUUGCUAACACGUUAUAAGUGAUUCAUUUGGCCCAGAUUCCCAAACCAUUCAUUCAGUUCUCAAAACAAAGACACAUUUCUUAAAACGUUUAACAGUGACAACAUGAGGUAGCAAAACUGACGACACACCAGUCAAAAUCUGAGAGAGAGCUGAAUGAAUAAUUUACAGGGGUUUAAAACUUACACAUACAGUAUAAUUACAGUACACAGUACCAGUACUUUAGAUGAGGGAAAUUUCACUAUUCUAUAUACAGUAAAUGAGCACGUUGUACACCCUCAAACUUGUGACUGUCAACUUUCUUUGUAGCCAUUUUUAUGCGUACUGUAUUUUUGCAGAGCUAAGAAAUGACUGCCUAAGGAUAUAGUCUUGUGACAGAAGACCAAUAUACUGCUAUAGUACUGUAUACCUGUGGCGUACGGUCCAUAUAAGCUGCGAAUGCUCUGCAUACCCAAGCCAUUCUUGGACUCGGCAGUUAAUAUUAACAUUAUAAAUUACUAUUAAAUCCCUUGUUUGGGGUGUACCAUAAUUGGUAAUGUGUUUGUAACUGUCCGUAAUUUAUUUAUUUGCCAAACGACGGUAAUUUUCCUUAAAUCUGCCAGUUACGGAGACUUCCGGGUAAGCUGAUCUACAGCAGCUUUUGCGCCUUCGCGCUUUUGUUAUGGAACGUCAUCAUCGUCCCGCGUUCUCAUUGGUUUGCUGGCCUAUGGCGAAUUACAUGGCAGGAUGAGCUGUGAGCAGAUCGCUCAUGUUGAAAAAAUCCCCAACAAUGCAGAGAAUGAGGAAAGGGUAACAUCUUCUGUUUCAAGCUUGUGUAUUAAAUUACACAGUGGUGUGGGAAUUCAUGACAGCAUUGAUAAAGCACAACUCCCUCACACCUUCAGCUCUUAUAUAUCCCUAUAUAAGAGCUUUACUACCACUGAACUUUACUGUGGGAACCAGGCACUUCUCACUGUACUCCUCCUCUAGCAACACCAUAACAUUUUGGAUGCUGUUAGAUCCAAAAUGAUCGAUUUGGUCUCAUGAGACCAGAGUAUUGAUUCCCAGAAUCUAUAUUUUGUAAAUAUGGGCUUUGGAAAUGGCUAUUUGGGUAAUGGGUAUUUCUCCUGCUCUUUGUCUAGCAAAAAAAUCCCUCAUCACUAAAUGAAAGCUUAAAAUGAAGGCCUGAUUAUUUCAGGGGCCUUGUCACAAGUCCAUUGUUUUUGAAUUUCUGUUACUUUUGCUAUAUUUUCACACUUAAAACAAUGAUUUGGUAAUCCUCUUAUACCACUGUCCUCUUUUGUGCUAAGAAAUAAGUCUCCUGACAGUUCUCUCCCAAAUUCUUCCACUGUUGUUAGCAUUAAGUCUGAGAAUAAUUCAGUGGGUUAAAUACACUUUUAAUUGUCAAGAAAUUACUUCUCUUUAAAUGUUUUAGUUCAACAUACUUACCUGUUGAUCAAACAUUGCCUUAAACUUACAUCAGAAAAUUUUUAUUUCGUUUUAUUUAGUAACUUUUAGGAGGGUGUACUCAUUUUUGCUACACAACAUUUUAUCACCUUGAUAAGCAAGUCUUAUUUUCCUGAAUAAUUUUAACAUGCUUCUUUGUUAAUUGAUUAAGCAGACUUGCUGGAACAUUAUAUCUCUAAAGAACCCUAACAUGUCUUCUAAGUAAUUGAGUAAUUGCUGACUUUCAGAAGUUUCAGAGGGGGUGUACUCAUUUAUGCUGUGCACUGUUUAUUUAUUAUAAUUAUUAUUAUAUUUUUUAUUUAUAAUAGGCUGCUAAUACUAAUUAUGUUACACUUAUUUUUAAUUAUUAAUUUAAAAGGUACUUCUGGCAUACAUUUAAAUUGACGCCAUGGUGUUUCUUAUUUGUUGUGUCUGAUUUAGAUCUGUGUCCUAAACUGAUACAUUUAAAGGUGAAGUAUGUUGUUUGUGUGACACUAGCGGAUUACAAAAAUACAGCAUAUUUUGCAAAUUUCACCUUUCGCAUGUCGCGCCUCUGUCGACUCAAACAUCACAAAAGCUCUUACAGGUGCUUGUGAAGGCACGUCUCAACAGGUAAAUAUGGGCUACUCUCAAUAAGAGGUCCAACAUAUUUGAAAUACUUUUCACUGUGUUGCUAUUUGUCAUGAGCAAGCAAAUGAGUAAACUAACACUGAGAACGCGAGCGUCUCGCAUAUUAGCUAUAAACCCAUUCAACGUAACUGCAUUGGCCACAUUUUUUUUACAUGACGCACCACCCAGCAUACCCGGUUAAAAAAGUCACUGCUCACCACUGCUGUAUACUAUAAUGAAAUUGGGCCAAAUGUGCAGAGGAUGCUGAAUUUACUUUUUUUUUUACUGUACUGUAAUUGACAGUAUACUGUAUUGUGGUGCAUACUGUGGGAUUACAAAUUUAAGAAUCUGUUUAAGAUCUGCUGAUCCUACAUCCUGACAUAACAUCAUAUGAAAUACUAAGGUGAAGUACAUUGUAUUUAACAUUUUGAGGUAAAAAGGAUGACUUUCUAAGAAAAUCAAGUCAGGCAGCCCAGGUGUCUUUAUGCACUUCCUGACCAUUUGGCAUGAUAAGCUCAAGACACAGCUCUGCCUUUGUCUCUAUGAUAACGUGAAGGUAUGGGCCAUACUGUCAGACUGAUUGGGUUAGCACCUAUGCAUUUGAAUGCUUUGAUCUUCCUACUGGAAGUCAAACUAUGUGUGAAUGUUUACAUAGUCUUAGUUCUCGUGACCAGCUACUGUUUAUACCAUUUGGGGUACUAUUAUCUACACAGUCGGGGGUAAUUGCCUGUAUUGUCUUUAGAUGCUUUUGUUUUAGUGGUCACUUCUAAGGCUGUGUGUAAGGGCAACACCUUUAAGGACUGCCCACUGAAUGCCUAUAAAACAAUCAUGUAUACACUGCCUUAGUUAGACUUGGAUGACUACAGUGACGCGUUUCUCAAUAAAGAGUAACUUCUGCUUGAAAGAUA